AUGUUACUUUUGCUGGGUUGGGAGAUUGGUGUUUUAGAAGCAGUUAUUCUCGUUGUCGUUGUUGGCCUCUCAUUUGAUUAUACCCUCCAUUUUGGAGCUACAAUGCCGUCUAAAGUUUGUCCAAUGCAUUCUUUACAAAUGGCAAUUCGUGGAGCAAUUAGGCCUAUUUUAAUGUCAACAGUCUCGAGUAUUCUUGCUGGGGCUGUGAUGCUUUUUGCUGAGACACAUGCGUUUUUUCAAGUCGGUAUUUUCCUUGUUGUUUGCAGUUCAUUAAGCCUUCUUUUUGCAAUUUUCUUCUUUCUUCCUCUCUUUUACGUCGUAACAACAUGGAUGUCAAAAUUAUAUAAAUAUUUUUUAUCAUUGACAAACAAUGAAAACUCAACAAUAAAAAUUCAGAAAAUUCAAAAUUGUGAAUGGUGCUUUAUUUCACAACAAGCGAAAAAUGAUCUUAAAAUGAAAAAAUUUAAUAAAAAUGAGAAUAGAAAUAAUAUUAGUAUCAGUAAAAAUAAUAGGAGAUUAAAAGGAGGAUUAAUUGUUGAAACAAAUCAAAGAGGGAUGAAAAUAGCAGGUAAGAGUAAAAUUUCAGAAACGUUUGUUUAA
Messenger RNA from Meloidogyne enterolobii, 600 nucleotides. The record is from the annotation of a GenBank genome assembly. Lineage: Eukaryota; Metazoa; Nematoda; Chromadorea; Rhabditida; Meloidogynidae.